AUGGCCAACACAACCUUGGGGAUCAACAUGUGCCCUCCGCCAUUUUAUGAUGCCGCUAUAUUCCCUGACACUGGUGGAUGCUGGGCGGGUGUCAUGUGGGUGUUCCUUAGAUCGGUAUCUCUCCACCUUCAGAUUUGCUGGCAAGUCCUCGUUGGCAAGAACUUUAUGAUUUUCGCCCAAGCAGCCGGCUGGGGAGUUCCUAUUCUGGGAAUCGUUCUGGCCCUCGUCUUCAGUGGUGUCUCGUUCCGUUUUGGCAAGACAUGUCACAUCAACCAUGAGAACAGCUUGGCUGACUUUUGGAUUCCCCUUCUCCUUUUUGCUGGACUGACAGUCAUCAUCACAUUCGCCACUUUUGGUUACUGUAUCAAGGUCUACCUAGCAUCCUUAUCUGAUAACGGAGCAUCCUCUGAGGGUUCCAGUCUGCCUACUUACACGCACAGCGUCAAGACCAUGAGCCCACGACAAGUUUACCGCCGAGUUCGCCGUGUCAUCGCCCAUCAGUGGCGCGGAAUUGCCAUCGUACUGAUCAUUAUCGCCGACGUCAUCUUCUUUUCAGUGGUUUUUGUCUUUCAAGACAACGUUGUUCAGUCUGUUGCGGACGAUCCUGAUAAGGCAAAUGAUUGGGUUGGAUGUCUUUAUCUUACAAAGGGCAAAAAGGAAGACUGCUUUGAUGAGGCAUCCGGCCUAGUUAUCAACGAAGCAACUGUGACAGCCGUGCUUCUUCUCUUAGCGUUCAACGGUAUGUGGCUAGUCCUCUUCCUGGGACGAUGGUCUAUGGUCCACGGCUGGAUGGACUUGAUCAAGCGACCCUUUGUCCGAAGCAAGAAGGAGUUUGUUUCCGUCGAUGCGCGUGUCGACGUCAAGAGCCAGCCUCGCUCGUACGAGAUGCUCUCAAGAGAUUCGAGCGCUGCAGUAACACCCGUCUAUCCAACGGCCAAGUCUCCAGAAGAUGGACGAAGAACACCAGACUACUUUGGCAGCACGGCUCGCUAUCAUGCGCCUGCUAGAUCUUUCUCAAGCCCUAGGCCACUACCGGGCCAGGACGCGGAAUCAUCCCCACUACCGAUCUACAACAAAGAGAUGAACCCUCUCGGUAUGAACCGAACAUAA
Molecule: messenger RNA, 1110 nt
Organism: Fusarium graminearum PH-1
Lineage: Eukaryota; Fungi; Ascomycota; Sordariomycetes; Hypocreales; Nectriaceae
Exons: 3
Coding region: 1-1110 (369 amino acids)
Biological process (GO): G protein-coupled receptor signaling pathway
Cellular component (GO): membrane
Molecular function (GO): G protein-coupled receptor activity
Source: RefSeq, a predicted model, not a curated record